Messenger RNA from Carassius gibelio (silver crucian carp), 7431 nucleotides. RefSeq names its product protein EFR3 homolog B. Lineage: Eukaryota; Metazoa; Chordata; Actinopteri; Cypriniformes; Cyprinidae. Bases 1705 to 4233 code for a protein of 842 amino acids. The transcript has 28 exons. Gene Ontology annotation, cellular component: plasma membrane. Gene Ontology annotation, biological process: protein localization to plasma membrane. The record is from RefSeq and is a predicted model, not a curated record.
CUUAGUUUAAGUACAAAAAUAUAUGUGUAACCAUUAAUUCAUUAGGCAACCAAAAUGAAUUUCAGUUUAUCUAGCACUCUAGUUGUUCAUGACAUGCACACUUCUAAAGCAAUAUUUGUUAAAAUCCUGAACUAUUUUGGUUAUACAGGGGAUACAGGAAUGGGACUGUGUUGUACCGAAUGGUGCUGAUCAUUGCUAGUCCCAUCUUCACACAGCAGCGAGCAUGUGCUCGCUGAGGCUCUGGAACCCCAGAUACACAGUAGUAGCAGUCCCCUAAGAUUUUUAUUCUCAAGCAGUCAUAUUCCUAAAAAUACAAACAUUGUAAUCAUCAGCACAAGUCUUAGGUCUUUAUUAUCUUAAAUGAUUAAGCUCUAUUUGAAGCACUAACUUUAAAAAACAAAUGAUAUAAAUUGAAAGCUUACAUCGGCUAGUCGGUCAAAACGUCCAAAGAGCUCAUUGAGUAAGCGCACUAAUUCCUGAGCAGACAUGUUCAUGGAUAACAGAGUGAAGCCCUUUAUAUCAGCAAAGAGGAUACUGGGAAGAAAAGAUAAUGAGUGUAGAAAUGAUGAGAAAUAACAGUAAGAAAUUUGUAUUAUUUUUCAUUACAAUCGAAACUGCUAACAAUAUUCAGUGUAAAGGCUUACUAUUUUUAACCGUUUUUCUGAUCUAAACCAAUUGAAUUGCAUCUUGCCAUGAGUUCCAAAUCCAGUGGCAUUAAGGCUUUGCUUUUGAAAACCAAAUUAUAUCACCUAGAAAAUACUAUCACUAAAACAUUCCUUGUUAGAAGCUAUGAGAUACCUGACAUCUUUGUACUGAUGGAUAUAUAUUUUGUGAAAUUGCUGUGGAUCAAGAUCAUCAUCCAUAGAAGACAUAUCGGCAAUCAUCUCCAAGGCAACAAAGCGGGGCAGGAUAGACAGCACCAAACGCUCCUGAGGAGGAAACAAAAGCUGACCUGAGUCUCUAGUUUCAUGCGGCCUUCAAUGCAGCGGCGUGUCUCAAGAAAGGCUUGUCUUUGGGACCGGUCAGUCAGAAUGCAGCAAAAGAAAGUCAUGGGCAAAAUACCUACACAAUCUAUAUUCCAACUUGGCGAUGAAGGAGAGAAGAGAGAAGAACACGUUUUUCUGAUUCAUUGAGCUGAGAAGUGAUCAACAGAUUGCCACGCCGAAAGCGAGAAGGAAGCUCAAGUUGCACAAAUUGGAUUACUUACUCAGCACUCAUGCCCUGGCUACUCAAAGCAUCUAUCACUGACGUCACAUGAUGCACAGUAGAGAAGACCUGAGCUAACAAGAGCCUUUCAGGGUCAGAGUUGUCCUGUAAGGAUCUCAGAGGAAGUGUCUGAGUCUGAAUCACUGUGUGUGGAAAGACCGUCAUUCACAGAAGAAGCAGUGAGUGAAUACGAGUCAUUUAUCAUGUUUAUUUUGGCUCGCUGAUUGAGAAUGAGAACACCAUUUACCAGACUAUGCAGCUGAAAACAAGCGCGGUAGGCCCUACACCAUCCUGCGGUUUUCCUACUGUGAGUGAGCGGAAAAGAGCGUUCUAGUUUGGCGUGAAGUCCGGUUUUGGACCGCUGGACGCCGGUGAGCCGUAGUAACCGCUUGUGUGCAAGCGCGACAUCUGGCGUAAAAAGUCAUCAUGACAGAUAACCGAAGGACGAUAUUUCGGUGACUUUAAGAGUUGUAUGUGAGUCUUGGAGCGGGUAUUCUUAUGCUCAUGGCUGUCCCUGAACCUGUUGCCACUCGGAGGUUGGCACUGGACUGUCGUACCCUGCUGGAUCACCGCCCGAGUCAUGGGGUGUGUGGUUGUUGUGGAGCGCUGAGGCCACGCUACAAGAGACUGGUGGACAACAUCUUCCCUGAAGACCCUGAGGAUGGAUUGGUAAAGGCCAACAUGGAGAAGCUGACUUUUUACGCUCUGUCGGCUCCAGAGAAGUUGGAUCGGAUUGGGGCGUACCUGUCUGAGAGACUGUCUCGUGAUGUAGCUAGACACCGUUAUGGGUAUGUGUGUAUUGCGAUGGAAGCUCUCGACCAGCUGCUAAUGGCCUGUCACUGUCAGAGUAUCAACCUGUUCGUGGAGAGUUUCCUGAAGAUGGUGCGGAAACUCCUGGAGGCAGACAAACCCAACCUGCAAAUCCUGGGAACAAACUCUUUUGUGAAGUUUGCUAACAUCGAGGAGGACACCCCCUCGUAUCAUCGCAGUUACGAUUUCUUUGUGUCGCGGUUUAGUGAGAUGUGCCAUUCCACCUAUGAGGACCCCGACAUCCGCACCAAAAUCCGAAUGGCUGGCAUCAAAGGUCUACAGGGAGUAGUGAGGAAGACUGUAAACGAUGAGUUGCAGGCGAACAUCUGGGACCCUCAGCACAUGGACAAGAUCGUCCCCUCACUGCUCUUCAAUCUGCAGUCUGGUGAACGUACAGAGAGUCGCUCUCCCUCCCCGCUGCAGGCCAGUGAGAAGGAGAGAGAAAGCCCAGCCGAGCUGACGGAGCGCUGCUUUCGGGAACUGCUGGGCCGGUCCGCCUAUGGCAACAUCAAGAACGCAGUGACCCCUGUGCUUAUGCAUCUUGAUAAUCACUCGCUGUGGGAAGGCAAAACAUUUGCAGUGCGCUGCUUUAAGAUCAUCAUGUACUCCAUUCAGUCCCAGCAUUCUCAUCUGGUCAUCCAGCAGCUCUUGGGUCAUUUGGAUGCCAACAGUAAGAGCUCGGCCCCAGUGCGUGCUGGGAUAGUAGAGGUCCUUCUGGAGGCGGCUGCCAUCGCUGCCAGUGGCUCUGUUGGUCCCACAGUGUUGGAGGUUUUCAACACGCUGCUCCGGCAUCUGAGGCUCAGUGUGCACUAUGAGCUCACAGGAUCCUACGACUGCACUAACAUCGGCACCAAAAUCAUCAAGGAGCAUGAGGAGAGACAGCUACAGGAAGCGGUCAUCAGGACUAUCGGCUCAUUUGCAAACACGUUACCGACGUACCAGCGUUCUGAGGUGAUGCUCUUCAUCAUGGGAAAGAUCCCUAUUCCAGGAAUGCAUCCCACGCUGCCCUCUACAGGCUCAGGGCCUGAGAGCAACCGAAUGAUCCAAAUCAUGCUGUUGAAGUCCUUGAGACAGGUCACAUGUGGUUUCCAGACAACCAACAUGCUGACAGCUCUUCCCAACUCUUUUCUGGACCCACUGCUGUCGUUUGCUCUGCUAGAAGAUGCAGAAAUUCGACUGUUGGUGCUGGAAAUACUGGUCAGCCUUAUCGAUCGCCAUGACAACCUCCCCAAGUUCUUCACCAUCAGUAUCAUCUCUGAUAUCUCUGUGCUUAAACUCAAAGUGGACAAGUGCUCACGUCAAGACAACCUCUUCAUGAAAAAGCAUGCCCAGCACCUGUAUAGACACAUCUAUCUGUGCAGUAAGGAACAGAGCAGCGUGCAGCCUCACUUUGAGAAGCUCUACUCACUCCUGGCACUCGUCAGCAUGGAGCUGGCCAACGAAGAGGUGGUGGUGGACCUGAUCCGUGUGGCGCUCGCUCUACAGGACUUGGCUCUGAGCAGUGAGGAGAUGUUACCGGUGUAUAACCGCUGUGCUGUUCAUGCUCUGUCUUCUGCUUACCUCAAUCUCAUCAGUCAGCUCACCACAGUUCCAGCGUUCUGCCAGCACGUUCAUGAGGUGAUUGAAAUGAGACAAAAAGAAAGUCCUUACCUGUUACCUGAGGAUGUCUUCAUUGAAAACCCAAAGAUUCCUAAGACACUGGAGAAUCUGGAAGGAGAUUUGUUGUUCCAACAGGCCAAGAUAACUGAGGUUCUUGGAGGAAGCGGCUACAACACUGAGCGACUAGCUACACCUUAUGUCCCACAGUUCACAGAUGAGGACCGGCUGUCCAAAAGAAAGAGCGUUGGAGAAACAAUAUCUCUGCAGGUGGAGGUAGAGUCCAGAAACAGUCCAGAGAAAGAAGAGAGAACACCAGCUGAAGAAAUCACAUUCGAAACACUAAAAAACGCCAUCGUGGAUAGUGUAGGCGUGGAGGAACAGGAGAAAGAACGCAGGAGACAGGUGGUUGAGAAGUUCCAGAAGGCCCCCUUUGAGGAAAUAGCUGCCCACUGUGGUGCCAGAGCUACAAUGCUGCAGAGCAAACUUAAUCAAAUCUUUGAAAUCACGAUCAGGCCUCCUCCCAGUCCAUCUGGAACCAUCACAUCAAGUUACGGCCAAACCCAGAGUCGCUCUGUCCCCGUUUAUGAGAUGAAGUUCCCGGACUUGUGCGUUUAUUAGAGCAGCUCAACUCAGGAUUCAGAAACCUUCAGUAGCAGCCAGAGGUGCAGAGAGCUGGAGGGUUUUAAGUAUUAAAUUAUAUUUUGAUGUUUUGUAAUACAGGAAAACUAAGAGGUCAGCCCUCCUCUAUACUAGAAACCUCAUCGCUGUAUUGUCCCCUGUUCCCCUGUCUACAAGCUGACUAUUAAUGAAAGGAUUUUGAACAUUUGGAUUCCUGAUUUAGGAUCAGUACACAUUCAGUUUUCCCUGUUUUCAAAUAUUUUCCACAUAUUGGUUGAUACCCUGCACUUCUAUAAUAAAAUCAGCUAAAAAAAAUAUGUAUUUGCAGCAAAAAAAAUCCAGCUGAACUGAGGUGAAAGACCUGAGCAUACCUUGGUCAUAUUUAUAAUUAAAAGCAAAAGAAAGAAAUAAUAUAUUUUGAAUAAACAAAACUUACCAAGCUUCAGAACCAUUAAGAUUAUUAACAUUGUGACAUUAUUUUCAUGAUAAUCAAACAUAAAAAUAGUUGAACUGUAAAUGAUUUACACAUUAGGAAUUAUGUCUUUAAUUAUGCUUAUUGUAAUGCUGAUUUCAAUUAAAAUGAUUGCAUUAGUUAUUUAUCGUAAUAUAAUAAAACUACAGGAAUUGCACAAUUUGUACAGUACAAAGUACAAAAUUAAAUUAAAUUAAUUAAAAAACGUAUUACAGUAUUAAGACUGAUGAUAUUUUUUAAUUGUCAUAAAAAUAAUGUGAUAAUGUAAAAAAAAAUUAAUGCUCAUAAGUUGGUUUCUAUUUUAAUUUGAUAAUAUUUCUGUUAGCUUCACCUUUAUUCUUUUUAAAGUGGAGUUUCAUAGGUCUAUAGUGAGAAAAAGGGGAAACUGUCAUCUCAUACAUUUUGACAAAUCAAACAAAUGACCUUUCUACCUAAGUGCAAUCAGUAUCAGUGAGGCUCAGUAGUUGCACAAAAUGUCUCUCAAAUGAUUUUCACUUGGUGCUAAUUUCUGUUCCUAGUAGUUUGAGCCUUUAGUAAAUGAACUUUUUAUUGGUAGUUUAUGCAUCUGCAGAUAUCUGGCGUUCAGAUCACUGGAGGUGAUGUCUGUCUUCUGCUUGUGUUACAUUGUAAGAACAGUUGUUUCUAAGGAGCUCCAGUGCUGAAGGAACUAUUUAAUUAGAACUCUUUUAUUUAUCUAACCAUACUCAUUUGCUUAGCAUCUGUAGCCUGCUACGUUGUGCUUAUUUUUGAGUGCUUCCACACUCAAAUUCCACUUUUAAUUAUUUUUUUGUAAGCUGAAGUAUAAUUUUUUAUUAUGUAUAUAAGGUUGCAUACAAGAUAAAUAUAUAUAUAUAUAUAUAUAUAUAUAUAUAUAUAUAUAUAUAUAUGUAUAUGUAUGUGUGUGUAUAUAUAUACACACACACACACACACACAAGUAAAUAAAUGUUUAUUUGUUUUAGAUUGCUCUGGUUUAGCUCAGUGUGCAUGUUUGUGCAUUUUCCCAAGAAGAACUAAGCAGCAUGAUCUCUCCAUUUUGAAAGUGUUUGCAAAACUCAUAAUGGCAGAUUUGUUUUUGUGAUUGACUGCUAGCUUCAGGGUUCAGAAACAAAUGAAGAAAAAACAGUCCGUCAGGAACGCCAGCACUGUCAUGCAUCACACUCCUGGUCAAACUAUUUUUUUUAAGUUCCAGCUGUGUCUUCUGAAUUACAUGAUGCUCUACAAAUAUUCCAGAUCAUGCAGAGACCGAUAUUUCACUUGCACUUUAUUUUACAGUACGUGUACUAACAUGUACUUAUAGUGUACUUACAGUGUAUUUAUCUAAGAAAAUUCUGGUAACACAAGGUAACUACAAUGUGGUAGGGUUAGGUUUAGGGGUAGGUUCAGGGUUAGUACCUAGUUAUUACAUAGUUAUUGUAAUUACUAUAAUAAGUACACAGUAUGUACAUGAGGAACAGGACUGUAAAAUAAAGUGCUACAGAUAUUUCAGUGCUGAUCUGUGUGUCUAAAGACAGUUGAAUAUUUUAAGGGUAAUAUACAGCCGGUGGUUUAUUUUACAGUUUUGACCACCUGACUGUACAUUAUCCUGCUUAGUACACCAAAUAAAUAAAUAUAUGAGCAUAACACUUUAUUCUUAUGUUGAAAUUAUUCAUCUUAUUUGUCGAUUAGCUUACUUGUGUUAUAGUUCAUUAUAAAAUAGAAAACAGUCUGCACAUAGCAACAAGGCAAGCAGUGCAACAAUAUUACAAUAUUAAUUUAUAUAUUAUUUUCCAACUAAUAAUAAAUCCCAAGUUAUUUUUUGUUUGGACUAGUUAGCUUUUAUUUAACAAGUCUUCCACUAUUUUAAUUUCUGGCUCAUCCGGUUCAUUGUUCUUUUCAGAUAAAAAACUUACUCAAGAAUACUCAAGAACCUAUUUUAGAGUCCUGUUAAUAAAUAAAGUAUAAAAAAAAUGCUUAUGUUCGGCCAACAUGUUGUGUGCAUUUAGUCCCAUUUUUUUGUGUGGAGUGUUUUGUAUGGCUGUGGAUUUUAACAGUGCCAUGAACUGAACUGCUGUGCUUUUUAUGUCAUCAGUUGGUGACUGCAUACAGUAUAUGUUUUAAGUGUUGCUUUACAUGUUUUUUAAGAUCAUAUAACAGUAGGCCAAGUAUGACAGCAGAUUAAAUAAAUAUUAAUUUGUAUUUCACAGACUGAUCAUAGAUAUUAUAGCGAUCCAAGGAAAAUGACCAGAUACCUAAGCUGUAAAUGCUAUAAUGCCUGUAGUCACUAGUGUCUUUAUCAUAGUAGACCAUUGCUGUUCUCAGUAUGAUUAGUAUUAAAUGCAUUUGUUAUUUAAAUCUAAUUAAUUCCCUUGAAAUGAAUCUGAAGUAUAGCUCUUGCCCUGGUAAUAUGACUGAUAUAGAUGCUCAGUAGUUCUGUAAAUGCAUCUCACAUUUCUUCAGCAUUGUAGUUCAGUAAUGAAUUUAAUGUUUUGCAGGAAUUAGUUUCAUUAAUUUCUGGGCUGUGAGUGACAUGUCAAAGUUAGUAAUGAAUUAUAAUCUCUCUGCAAUUCAAGUGUCAUUUGAGCUGGAGUCUUGAAAUGGAGAGCUCUGUUCAUGUGUAGCAUUGAUGAAAUAUCAGUCACAGUGUCUCCAUUUCUUUUUCUAAGUUAUGUUCUGUCUGGAUGAAAGUUUUCCCCAUGAAUUGUUUGUGGUUAAACUGCAAGUAGACAAUAAAACAUUUUUGAUACAA